UUUGCCGUUGCCUUUAAAAAGAGACGCGGCGAAAACUACGCUACUGUCAUCAACAGGCACAGUCUUAAAUGUCACUGGAGUAUAGAGCUGUCUAUAAACGGAAAUUAACAAAGGAAAUAAUAAUAAUAAAAGCCAGAAAGGAAGCAUUUUCAAGAAAUUAAUUGCAAACCAAGGCGUAUCAUUUAUCUGAACUUAUUCCAGAAGCACCAUUUACAUUCAAUUUUAUUUUCAAUCUUGCAGGUGGAAAGUGCGUGUGGUCGUUCGGUGCUGAGGAUAGUGAGGACAUGCGAUGGGACCAAUCCACAGAAGCUGCUUUGCUGAAGAGACGUAGAGCAUCAUGAUCAUGCUGACCCCCUCCUCUGGCUUUUUCCAGCGCGCCAAGAAGCUCUUGCUUAGUGAGCAAGCCAGCAGGGUCCAGCUCAAGGAGUUUGCACGCAAAAAUGCAGCCAAUGCCUUGUCUGUGGCCAACAUGGUGAUGGGCAUGGCUUCUAUUCUCUGUAGCCUGAAUGGCCACCGGUAUGCAGCAUGCUGGCUGGUUCUGAUUGGCUACCUGCUGGAUUUGGCGGACGGAGCAGUUGCUAGGCGACUGGACGCCUGCUCGGCACUGGGUGCCAAGUUGGACGACUUCGCUGAUUUCACCACAUUCGGGAUUGCAACAGCAUUGCUCCUGAGAACUCAUAGCCUCAUGGACAACAUCCUCUGCAUGUGCUACGUCAUGUCGGUCUUCAUCAGACUCUGCUUCUUCUCCAGUGGGAUUCCAUUCAUGUACCGGGGCUUGCCCUGCAUCUACUCCUCCGCCAUCCUGGCCUGUGCCUCCCUGCUGUCCGGGGGCAACAUGCAGGUUCUCCGUAUCACCGCUGUGGCCAUGAUCCUCUUCAUGGUGAACCAGGGCUUCUACCCCCACGACCGGGUGCUGGAGUCCCAGGCCUGGAAGAAGGUGGUCUAUGCCGGAGGCGUGGUAAUGGUGUUCUGUUCCUCGUUCCCUCCGGCGUGUGUUUACUACCUGCUUUGGUCGGUAUCCUACAUCUUGUUCCCGACAGCCUUGUGGAGCUGCAAAGUGUAACAGAAGUUGAGGCCUAAUCUCAGACUCUCUCAUCAGGCCUGUGGUAGGCUGGCCUGGCUUUACUAAACAAGCCUCCAACACGCUGCUUCCUGUUGCCAUGGAGAAUCGAAACACACACACCCUCAAGACUUAGGA
Messenger RNA from Megalops cyprinoides (Indo-Pacific tarpon), 1198 nucleotides. RefSeq names its product transmembrane protein 269 (gene tmem269). The coding region runs from base 338 to 1063 and encodes 241 amino acids. Gene Ontology annotation, biological process: phospholipid biosynthetic process. Lineage: Eukaryota; Metazoa; Chordata; Actinopteri; Elopiformes; Megalopidae. The transcript is spliced from 8 exons. Gene Ontology annotation, cellular component: membrane. Gene Ontology annotation, molecular function: phosphotransferase activity, for other substituted phosphate groups. The record is from RefSeq and is a predicted model, not a curated record.